Messenger RNA from Neltuma alba, 450 nucleotides. RefSeq names its product keratin-associated protein 5-4-like. The coding region runs from base 1 to 450 and encodes 149 amino acids. The record is from RefSeq and is a predicted model, not a curated record. NCBI's taxonomy places the organism in Eukaryota, Viridiplantae, Streptophyta, Magnoliopsida, Fabales, Fabaceae. The transcript has 2 exons.
AUGCGAUGCAAUGCUUAUUAUGAUCAAUAUGUUUGUGAUAGCGGUGAAAGGGGUGGAGGCAGCAGUCGUAGUGGUUGUGAUGGUUGUAGUGGUGAUAAUGAUGAUGAUGGUGAACGUGGUGGUUGUCGGGGCAAUGGUAAUGACGGUGGUUGUGGCGGUAGCAAUAGUAGGGAGGUGAAUGUGAUAGUGAAUGUGGUGGUUGUUGAGGCCAAUGGCAAUAGCAAGCAAAGUGACAAGCGUAGCGGUUGUGAUGGCUAUGGUGGUCGUGGCAACGGGAGUGGCAAUGGUUAUAGUUGUGGUGAUGGCAGCGGCAAUUGUGAUAGUGGCAAAAAGGGUGGUUGUGGCAGCAGCAAUGGUGAUAGGGACGGUGGGUGGAAUGAGACAAUAAAAACAAAGAAAAAUGGGACUAAAGGGCAAAUUAGACUUUUUCAAAUAUACAAUAAGUGUUAA